Molecule: messenger RNA, 3940 nt
Organism: Paramormyrops kingsleyae
Lineage: Eukaryota; Metazoa; Chordata; Actinopteri; Osteoglossiformes; Mormyridae
Product: endoplasmic reticulum chaperone BiP-like
Molecular function (GO): ATP-dependent protein folding chaperone; ATP binding
Source: RefSeq, a predicted model, not a curated record
CAUAACUGAUAUAAAACUGGUUACAUACAUAGAUGUAAUGUGCUAACCAUGUUUAAUUUCGCAAUUAGUAAGACUAGUUGUAUGAUCUUUUGAAGAUGAAAUAUAUGUUAGUUUCGAACAAACUCAUGUAAAAUUAUAUCUCAGAAUAUUUUAACAAAUAACUCAAAAUAUUUCAUCAGUGACAUAAAAUUCUUUAUAAAUGUCUUUUCUUAAAUAGUGGACAGUAGUAUGACAAAUAGUAGUAUGGCAUUCACGCUAUAGAAUGAGUCAGCAUCUUUUCGAACGUAUAUGCAACUGGUCUGCAAUAAUGGUGAUGCAACGUACAGUUUGAAUAUUCCCUCGACUUUGCGGUAGUCUCAGCCUGAACUAUGGAAUAGUUUUAUAAAUACGUGCAAUACAAAGGUGAUGUAAACUACAGAAUGAAACAUAAGGAGUGAAAAUAAUGUAAUUAAACUUAAACAAUACUUUUACGUUAUCAGCAGGUAAAAUUAACAGAUUUAGUCACUACUAAUGAAAUCGACGUACAGUAUUUCGUUUCCAGAUGAGCAAUAAGCAGCGAAUGUCUCCUAGCCAAUGGACGCCUUCCAGAUAUAUUUUUUUUUCGACCAAUGAUGGGCUUCCACGGUGAGAAAGCGGUUUAUAUAAUUGAAGUUUGUUCCAUGAAAUGAUGUUCAUAUCGAAAACCUCACAGCUAGAAAUAAAGAGACACUGAGGAAAAAAAAGAGACAUUCUGCCGCUCUUUUCUACUGCUUCAGAGGGGAAAACUAAUUGUCAUACGUUAAGCUGAACAGUUGAUUACCUCAAGGAUGAGAAUACUCUGUGCAUUUCUACUCAUCACUGCCAGUGUGUUUGCUGACAUCACUGAUGGUGCCAACAAGAAGGAGAAUGUGGGCACAGUAGUGGGGAUCGACCUGGGCACAACCUACUCCUGUGUCGGUGUCUUCAAAAAUGGCCACGUUGAGAUCAUAGCCAAUGACCAGGGUAACCGCAUCACACCUUCCUACGUGGCCUUCACUUCAAAGGGUGAGCGUCUCAUCGGUGACGCUGCCAAGAACCAGCUAACCUCCAACCCAGAGAACACAGUGUUUGAUGCCAAGAGACUGAUUGGCCGCACUUGGAAUGAUGGAAAUCUGCAGAAAGACAUCAAGUACCUUCCCUUUAAGGUUAUUGAGAAGAUGAAUAGGCCUCAAAUUCAGGUUAAUAUCAGUGAUGGCCAGACAAGGACGUUAGCUCCAGAAGAGAUCUCUGCGAUGGUGCUGACUAAGAUGAAGGAGACAGCAGAGGCCUAUUUGGGAGAGAAGGUCACCCACGCCGUGGUCACUGUUCCAGCUUACUUCAAUGAUGCCCAGCGCCAAGCCACUAAGGACGCGGGGGUCAUCGCUGGCCUUAAUGUGUUACGGAUCAUUAAUGAACCCACCGCUGCUGCUAUUGCCUACGGCCUGGACAAAACUGACAAAGAGAGGAACGUCCUUGUGUUUGACCUGGGUGGUGGCACUUUUGACGUGUCCCUCCUCACCAUUGAUGACGGGGUGUUUGAGGUAGUGGCCACCAAUGGAGACACCCAUCUGGGCGGGGAGGACUUCGACCAACGUGUCAUGGAACAUUUCAUCAAGCUGUACAAGAAGAACACCGGCAAGGAUGUGCGCAAGGAUAACCGUGCCGUGCAGAAACUGCGGCGAGAGGUGGAGAAGGCCAAGCGCACGCUGUCCAUGCAGCAUCAGGCCCGCAUCGACAUCGAGUCCUUCUUUGAGGGCAAGGAUUUCUCCGAGACUCUCACCAGAGCCAAGUUUGAAGAGCUCAAUGUGGAUCUGUUCCGUGCCACACUGAAGCCUGUACAGAAAGUUCUGGAAGAUGCUGGGUUGAAAAAGUCAGAUGUUGAUGAGAUCGUGCUAAUAGGUGGUUCCACCCGGAUACCUAAGGUCCAACAGUUGGUGAAGGAGUUCUUUAAUGGGAAGGAGCCCUCCCGGGGCAUCAACCCAGAUGAAGCUGUAGCUUACGGGGCAGCGGUGCAGGCCGGAAUGCUCUCUGGGGAAAAAAUGAACGAAUUCGUUCUACUGGAUGUUUGCCCACUGACUUUGGGUAUUGAGACCGUUGGUGGUGUGAUGACAAAGCUGAUCUCGAGGAACUCUGCUGUGCCUGCUAAGAAGUCUCAGAUCUUUUCUACUGCUUUUGAAAACCAGGACACUGUCACUAUCAAAGUCUAUGAAGGUGAGCGUCCCAUGACCAAGGACAACCACCAUUUGGGAACUUUUGACCUGAGUGGGAUUCCGCCUGCUCCCCGCGGUAUCCCACAGAUCGAAGUGACCUUUGAAGUCAACGUUGAAGGCAUCCUGCGAGUGACAGCAGAGGACAAGGGGACCGGCAAAAAGAACAAGGUCACCAUCACCAAUGACCAGAAAAGACUGUCGUCCGAGGAGAUCGAGAACAUGCUACGGGACGCAGAGCUCUUCGUGAAGGAGGACAAGAAGAUGAAAGAGCGCAUCGAUGCCCUUAAUGAACUGGAGACUUACACCUACUCUCUGAAGAACCAGCUCAGUGACGAGAAGCUGGGAAGCAAGCUGUCUUCAGAAGACAAGGAGGCUAUCGGGAAGGCUGUGGAGGAGAACAUUGGGUGGAUGGAGUCUCAUCAGGAUGCUGAACUUGACGACUUGCAGGCACAGAAGCAGCAGCUUGAGAAGGUGGUCCAACCAAUCAUAAGCAAGUUAUAUGACAAUACCAGUGGACCACCUGAUGGAGUGCAGGACCAACAUAAUAAGCACAAUGAGUUGUAGGGUAUUAGCCUUCAGCUCUUAUUCUAAAUAUACACACUGGAUUAUAAUGAACUGCUUCUGAAAUUAUGCAGGCAGGAACAAGACUGGAGGCGUAAAUCAUCUGCUGUAAAGUGAAACUUCAAAUUUGCUUCUUUCAGGUUUCCAGCUGCUGAAUUCACAGCUCAAGGAACACUUAACUGUCUGACUUUUAAGCAUAACUAAUAUCAUAUGUAAUAACAACUGGCUUUUGUUUUCAUCUUUAAACAAUGCAGCCAAGGCCAUGUUAAGCUUAUGAUAUUCCCUUGUGAAACCUUAAGACACAUUUAAAAAAGUUGCCUCUCAGAAGGUAUUGACUGGAUAAAUGGCCAACAGACCCGUCAUAUUCAGGCAGGUGUGGCUCCUAACCAGUUUGCCUGAAAGUGUCUCCCAGUGCGUGAAUCUUCAUUCAUGAUAUUGAUCUAGUUCCUGUCCCCAGAUUUGUGAAUUAAAUGAACAUUUUGAUAUCUCAGGCAUAUUUUGGCUGGCAGAUACAUGCUUCAGUAUUUCAGUAUAGCCUACUGCGUGUCACUUUUUAACAAGGGACUUGUUGCAAUAUUCAGCUUUCAAACAAAACUAGACUGUUUUUAUUAGACUACAGUAUCACCAUAUGUGAUGACUUUCGUUUCACUUUUCUGAACAGGAAUCCUUAAAAAAACAUUAAAUGUUAAAAAACAGGCCAGAACAAUGAGACAGCGACAGACUCACAAGUGUGCCCGGUUUGUUUGUUCAUCUGACUAUAAUUACAUACAAUUUGUGUGAAUUUGAUUUGGAAAAGGGUCAUAUUGUUGUACUUUAUAAAUCACUACUUGUUUUGACACUGCUAACUAUUACGUUUGCUCUUAUAUUAAGCAUGUAAUACAUUGUAAACGAUUAUUUUUCUUCUUCUCUUUGAACCAUGUGUUCUUAGUUAAUAGGUUUAGAAAAUAAAAUGUAAGAGGAUGUAAGACACCCAUGUCUCAAAGAAAGGGGCUAUGCUUAUUUCUUUGUUAUUCCUUGCAAUCAUUUGCUCGUAUAUUUGAUACAUAACAUGACAAUUAUAAUCAUACACACAUCUAUGGAUAUGUAAGGUGUAUGUUAUUUUUCUUUCGACUGUCUCCAUGUCUUUUUUUGUCGUAUUCUUGUAACUAUAUUUAUUUUUUUAUGUCUUUGGU